Molecule: messenger RNA, 2970 nt
Organism: Elgaria multicarinata webbii
Lineage: Eukaryota; Metazoa; Chordata; Lepidosauria; Squamata; Anguidae
Gene: GPR161
Product: G protein-coupled receptor 161
Exons: 6
Coding region: 131-1696 (521 amino acids)
Biological process (GO): G protein-coupled receptor signaling pathway
Cellular component (GO): recycling endosome; plasma membrane
Molecular function (GO): G protein-coupled receptor activity
Source: RefSeq, a predicted model, not a curated record
GUCUGGGGCGCUGUAACCAGAAACCAGACGCCCUCGUCGGUAACGGAGGAGGGGGCCAAGCAAGAAGGGAGCAGCGCGACUUGACGGUGCCUGGCAUGUCCCGGCUGCUCCACCCCAGCACGCUCUGACCAUGAGCAUCAAUUCCUCCCUCGGCAACAAGAACACCACUGGGAACUUUACGCUGCUGGAAGACGGAGCAGGCAGAGUGACGGAGUCCAUCGCUCUCAUUGUCAUUGCCAUUUUCGUCUGCUUAGGGAACCUGGUGAUUGUCCUCACCCUUUACAAGAAGUCGUACCUCCUCACGCUCAGCAACAAGUUCGUUUUCAGCCUGACUCUGUCCAACUUCCUGCUUUCUGUGCUGGUGCUGCCUUUCGUCGUGACCAGCUCCAUCCGGCGGGAAUGGAUCUUCGGCGUUGUUUGGUGCAACUUCUCCGCCCUGCUCUAUAUGCUCAUCAGCUCGGCCAGUAUGCUCACCCUUGGACUGAUUGCUAUCGACCGGUACUAUGCUGUCCUGUACCCAAUGGUUUACCCAAUGAAGAUUACUGGGAACCGAGCUGUUGUCGCCCUUGUGUACGUGUGGCUGCAUUCUCUCAUUGGAUGCCUUCCUCCACUCUUCGGCUGGUCUUCCCUAGAGUUCGAUCAGUUCAAGUGGAUGUGUGUGGCUGCGUGGCAUAAGCAGGCAGGUUACACUGCCUUCUGGCAGAUCUGGUGUGCGUUGCUGCCUUUCAUCGUCAUGAUGAUUUGCUACGGAUUCAUAUUCCGCGUGGCUAGGAUUAAAGCAAGGAAAAUCCACUGUGGGAGCGUGGUCAUUGCCGAGGAAGAUACUCAAAGGAACGGGAGGAAGAACUCCAGCACUUCAACUUCCUCAUCAGGCAGUCGAAGGAACGCUUUCCAGGGGGUUGUUUAUUCUGCCAAUCAGUGCAAAGCUUUGAUCACGAUCUUGGUUGUGAUUGGUGCUUUUGUCAUCACGUGGGGGCCUUACAUGGUGGUCAUUACCUCCGAGGCACUUUGGGGGAAAAACAGCAUUUCCCCAGCUUUGGAGACAUUAGCGACCUGGCUGUCCUUUACAAGUGCUAUUUGCCACCCUUUGAUUUACGGACUCUGGAAUAAAACAGUACGCAAGGAGUUGCUGGGAAUGUGUUUUGGAGACCGGUACUACAGAGAAUCCUUUGUUCAGCGACAGAGGACAUCCAGAUUAUUUAGUAUUUCUAAUAGGAUCACAGAUUUGGGACUAUCUCCACAUCUCACAGCUCUCAUGGCAGGGGAGCGGACUUUAGGACACAGCAGCAGCACCGGAGAUACAGGCUUCAGCUGCUCUCAGGAUUCAGGAACUGACAUCAUGCUACUUGAAGACUAUAGUUCUGAUGGCGUUCAUCACCCCCAUUGUGUGUAUCCCCACCGACGGAGGAGUUCUGUGACAUUUGAAGAUGAAGUGGAACAAAUUAAAGAAUCAGCAAAGAGCUCUGUUCUUCACGUAAAAGCUGACGUUCAUAAGUCUCUGGACAGUUAUGCUUCCAGCUUGGCCAAAGCUAUUGAGGCGGAUGUGAGAAUCACCUUGUUCGGAGGAGACGCUUUGCCUGGCUCUUUGUUUCCAGUGCGAACUGUGGCAGGCAGCAACGCCUGUGCGCGGCGUGGCGGCAGGAGCCACGCGGGUCAGAGACUACAGCUACAAAGCAUCGAGGAAGGGAACACUUAAAACCCCUGCAACAGGGAGCAGACAAAACCACUAAGGACAAUACAGGCCUGUUCUUUUUCUAAAGGAAAACAAAACAGCCUCCAGUGCAUUAGUCAAGGACUUUGAAAACACCCGAAGACGUGUCUUAACAGUGUUAGAAUUUGUGUGUAUAUAUAAAAUAUGUACCUCACCCUGUCAGGCAGGGGCAGACAACAGGCAGGCUGCACACCGUCUCUUGGCCUUAAGUGCCGCUCCCGCCGCUGCCAAAUUUGCAGCAGCAAAACAAUUGCCGGUUGGCUACCAAAUUUUGGUGGCAAACCAUGAUGGGGGCCUAAAAAGGCCAAAUUUAUCUUUAAAGCCUUGCUUUAAAGCUACGUUUGGCCUUUUUUUUGGCCAGCGUUGUGGUUUGCUGCUGAAAUACGGUAGCAAAACAUUAAUCCUUUUGCUGCUGCUGCCCCCUAAAUUUGGGGGUACAACCCCCCAGGGGGUUCUCGGGAGUUAAAAUUGUCCUCUGGAGUCCCCAAAGUUACCCACCCCUGCGGUAGGAUAGAGUUAGGGCCACCAUGUAUGUGCCUGAAUGCUGAGCAAAAGGGAAAUUGGGAGUGGAGAAGCAUCUGCUCACAACUUCCAUGAUAAACUGCAGGUUGUUUUCCUGUUUUUAGUAGCACGGGUUUCCUUGAAGGAUCCUUUUCCUACUUGUUUCCUUUUAACUCUAGCCACAGAUGCAAUCAGUUUUCAAGAUAGCUUCCCUCCCUCCUCUCCCCACUUAGAUAAAUGUUACAAUGUCCUCCACAUGCUCCUAGAAAACAAUACAAUGAAGAAAAAAACGUUGCCUUAAUAGAACAAAUGUCAAAUUCUCAGUAAUGGCUUCCAUGCUAGGCCUUUAGUGUAGAAUUGCCAUGUUUCAUUUGCUCACUUUUUGUGGGGUGUCUGCAUUAUGAUGUCAUUCAAUCAUUGUCAUCCUGUAUUUUCCCUGUGGUUCUCCUUUCUUUUGUGAGGCUGCAGAAAGUUCAACUUUUUUUUUUUUUAGAAUAGGAGUGCAACCUCCACAGGUGUAUAGGUGUCCCUAUAGCACUCUUCCAUCUUUUUUAAAGGGUGGGCUUUGGUGUGGGCAAGGACACAUUGACCACUGAACCUAUCACGACUCAACACUCUAUAAUCUUUGUUGUGUGAGCCAUUUAAAAAAAUAACGUUAACAGUUAAAACUAUUAAGCAUGUUGCUCUAAUGGUACUGGGGUGGGUGGGAAUCAUUUAAAAACAAAUAGUCAUUGGCCCCAUUCAGAAGAUACUUUAAA